AAGUGUGCUCUGCCAGCUUGGUUCCCCCGGCGGGAAGGUGUGUCCGGCGUGGGGGAAGCAUGGCUGCGGUGCCCCCCGAUACGUGGCAGCCGCCCACUGUUUCUUUGGAGACUACAAUGGGCGUCAUUGUUGUGGAGCUAUACUGGAAACAUGCACCAAAAACUUGUAAAAAUUUUGCUGAACUGGCCAGACGAGGUUACUACAAUGGCACAAAGUUUCAUCGGAUAAUCAAGGACUUCAUGAUUCAAGGGGGUGAUCCAACAGGAACUGGAAGAGGAGGUGCAUCCAUUUAUGGCAAGCAAUUUGAAGAUGAACUCCAUCCAGAACUAAAGUUUACAGGUGCAGGAAUUCUUGCUAUGGCAAAUGCAGGCCCUGACACCAACGGAAGCCAAUUCUUUAUCACGUUAGCACCAACUCAGUGGCUUGAUGGGAAGCACACUAUAUUUGGACGUAUUUGCCAAGGAAUUGGCAUAGUCAACCGAGUGGGCAUGGUGGAAACCAAUGCACAAGAUCGUCCAGUGGAUGAUGUCAAGCUCUUGAAGGUUUUCCCAUCAGGCUAAACGAGAUUUGAGAAUUUUGUGCUGAAUCUAAUGGUGUUCCAUUGUGUUCGGUCUCUUAAGAUGAUAAUUGUUUUGUUCUGAAAGAUACUUGCUAGUUUUUUAGGUGCAGGAUACUCCUGUAUUAAAAUGUGUCUUCUAAAAUUA
Podarcis raffonei (Aeolian wall lizard) is the source of this 704-nucleotide messenger RNA. RefSeq names its product peptidylprolyl isomerase like 1 (gene PPIL1). Gene Ontology annotation, biological process: protein folding; protein peptidyl-prolyl isomerization. NCBI's taxonomy places the organism in Eukaryota, Metazoa, Chordata, Lepidosauria, Squamata, Lacertidae. The record is from RefSeq and is a predicted model, not a curated record. Gene Ontology annotation, molecular function: peptidyl-prolyl cis-trans isomerase activity. Bases 60 to 560 code for a protein of 166 amino acids. Gene Ontology annotation, cellular component: catalytic step 2 spliceosome. The transcript is spliced from 4 exons.